This is a messenger RNA of Terrapene triunguis (Three-toed box turtle), 6320 nucleotides long. It is a transcript of the gene TP53INP2, whose product is annotated as tumor protein p53 inducible nuclear protein 2. The coding region runs from base 489 to 1037 and encodes 182 amino acids. Gene Ontology annotation, biological process: positive regulation of DNA-templated transcription; autophagosome assembly. The record is from RefSeq and is a predicted model, not a curated record. NCBI's taxonomy places the organism in Eukaryota, Metazoa, Chordata, Testudines, Emydidae. The transcript has 5 exons. Gene Ontology annotation, cellular component: autophagosome; nucleus.
GUCCGGCCCCAACAGCAGCCGCCAACAGCUUGCAAUGGUGCAUAUCUUCUGAGAAGAACAGACACACCACCACCACCUCCUGCAUCUUUUUUUUUAAUUUCCAUUUAUAAUGUUGUUGAUUUUAAUUAAAACUACCUCAUAGACUGCCUAAAGCUGGUGCUUUACGAUAUUUAAAAAAAUCUUGUGGUUUCUUGCGGUGUUGUUUACAAAAUAAUUGCUGACAUUAAAGGCAAGGCCUUUGCACUGAAGCCAAGUGAAGAACCUCAUGAUUGCACUAUACAUAACUCGACUCAGCUAAGCUUUCACUAGGAAGGAAGGGGUUCCUGCCCUUCGGAAGGACUCGUCCACCCAGACAGGACUCUCAAGCGUCACUCUCCCACCCGGCACCCACCAGCAACGUCCAUCUCCGUGCUCUGAGGCAGGCACUCGACGCUGGGUUUUUCUUCUCUCUUCCCAUCAAAGCUCACCUUGGAAACUAUUCCCCAGCCAUGUUCCAACGCCUCACCAGCCUCUUCUUCAGUGACAGCAGCACACCUGAGGGCCUGGAGGAACCCAAACCCUUUGUCUCUGAGGAGGAGGAAGAGGAUGGAUGGCUCAUUAUUGACCUUCCAGCUAGUUACACUUCAGCCCCAAGCGAAGAGCAGCGGGUAGAAGGCCCCGGCCCCGUCAGGUUGGAGAGCAGCCCCAUGGAGGACCUCUUGAUCGAACACCCCAGCAUGUCCGUCUACGUCACCAGCAACAGCAUUGUGGUGGAAAGGGAGAGCCCUGACGAACCAAUCAGUGAAGGGGACGUGCCUGAACCCCGGCUGGAGCGCCGCACCCCGCACCACCCCACCUCUCUCACGGCAAAAGCUGCCAUCUUGGAGAAGGUCAGCCAGGUCCGUCGGAUCCAGCGGGCAAAGCAGCUGGUGGAGAAGCACAAGCUCAGUCAGAAGGUCAUGCAGCGGCAGAACCGCGCCAGAGAGCGCCACCCCCGGCGGGCCAAACACCAGGGCAGCUUUGUCUACCAACCAUGCCAGCGCCAGUACAACUACUAAACUACUUCAGGAAGUCUGCACCGCGGGGCAUUACCCUUUUAACUCUCAAGCUUCACGUCCCAUCUUGCGAUGCUUUCUCCAGCAGAGGUGUCUUCAUCCUUUCUCUGGAAUAAACCUAUCCCCAUGAGAGACGCUUUUCAAUUUCUUCUGAACUGGUGAUGCUCCACAGCAGAUCCUUGCUGGGCUCUCCUUCGCUUUCACUCCCCUUUUUACACUAGCGUAUACAUUUACUUACCUAUGAUUUUCUUCCUUCUCCACUUCGAUACCUUGCACCCCCCUCCCCACCACUGCAGCUUUUGCUCUGGCGCUGAGCAGGAGAGAAAGCCGGCACAUCACCCCCACGUAACCUAAUGACGCUGGCUGGGGGACAGCUUUUAAAUGUCAAGAAAUGAUUUAAAAGAAUCAGUGCUAAAGUGUCUGGAAAAACUUGUGUCCAACCAGUUACCCUCGGGAAAAUGAGUCCUGAUGGGAGGUAUUUCCCCAGCUCCCCGACUCCCUCCCCAAUACUUGAGUAAGUUCUUCCAGCUGCUCUUACAACGGUUACCAGUAUUUGAAUUUGAGUUUGGUGUUCCCAGUGAAUGCUCUACUUUUCACUAAGCUUAACACCAAUGUUACGCUGAAUUUAUAGGAGCGUGAAGACGCCCCGUCAUUUCCUUUGUCCCUUGCCGUUGUAUUGGGAGCCUGUGACAUCAGUGCCUUUCUUUAUGAUAUCACACUCUUCUCCGUGGAACAGAUUGUGAUGUCACAAAUGGAGAUACCAGGUUCAAAUGCAAACUGGAACAAAAUAACAACAAAAUUGGCCCAAAUUCCAGGAAAAUGUAACAAUUUAUGUGGAAUAAAGACCAUUCCCCCCAUCCCCCUUUAAAAACUGGAUUGUAUAUUAGAUCCUCUCUGAAUUAACUUGGGAGCUGGGAUUGUGGUGUCACUGAUGAUCCUUACUUGCAUGCUUUUAUUAUCUAGCUGUCUGUUCAGAGGUGCCAUGCUGGAGUAAAGGGAACCCUGCUUGAGCAUCUCCUAAUAAGUAUUUAAGGCCUGAUUUUCAGAAGUGUUGAGCACCGACAACUCCAACUGAAAUCCGUGGGAGCUGCAGCUACUGAGUGCUUCUGGAAAUCAAGCCUGUGCAGUAUUACUGUAGCCCUUAAUCCCCCACAGCCUUUUAAAAAGAGUGCAAAGUCCAUUUUAUUAUUCCGGUGCUUUCAGGUUACAGUUGGGUGUCUUACAAUAUGUUUGGCCCACCCACUCCAAACGGCUUUGCUUAAGGGACAAGUGUCAAAGCUCUAAGCAGAUUAUUGCAUGUGGAACACAGAGUAGAGAUCAGGUGGUCUUUAGAAAGGCUGAACAAAUCUGCCUCGUGAAAUGGUCAGGAACAUUCACCAGCUUAGGCAAAAAACAACAAGAAACAAACCCCGCAAUGACUUACUUGCAUUUUACAACGACGAAGCCCUUAAAAAGCCCUCAUCCAUUCGAAUAAAGAAUUCUCAUUCCAGGCAACAGGCUGGGCAGAAGUCUGUGGGGGUGGAUUAUCUGAUUGGUUGUAAACACCAUAUUAGAUCUUCAGAGCCAAUGGUUGAGCAAUGAACGAGGAGGCCUACCCCCUAGACUGGGUUGUCAUUUCCUCGGUCUGUCCAAAUCACUGGAUUUCUGGCAAAAGGCUCUCCCUGGUCUCCGCUGGUUUUGGUGCCCCGGGGAAGCCAGUGAUCUGUACAUGUCCAAACAGGUCUUGGUGUUUUCUAUUUUCAGUCAAAAUCUGGGCCCUCGGAAAACAAACCCGCAAAGCAGCAUUGUGUAAAUCCCACUACCUCCAAGGAGCUGUUAGAGGAGCCACUCCCAGCGGACAGGUCUAGCCUCAGCGGAUGAUACUUCUUGAGCAUGAUCCUAAAGCUAGUGGUUGGACAUAACCCAUCACUCAAACCCCCAGGAGUGACAAUUCUCCUUCACGCUGGUAUAACAGCCUGUGGUUUGCUGCCCCAUCUAGGGUUUGGGAGGACAGCGCAGAAAGGGGCUUGUGCAAUAGUCACAGAGGUGGUAAAGUAUGUCGAAGCUGGUAGCGAAAGGAUGUGAAACAAGAGAGGAAGCGAGAGAGAUUGGGGACAAAAGAAAGGCAGGAGGAGAGAGGGCAAGACAAGAAACAAGGAUGGAAACUGGAGCAGUUGAGAGGGUACAAGCCCAAGGCCAAGAACUGCAUAGCGCAGAACUUGUGCCUACGUGGAUGGAAAAAGAUACAAGUCCCCCAAGAAGAGGUAUAUAUGGCAGCUCCCCUAUUCCACUGUUACAGGCAGACCUAACGCUCGCUAGUCUGAUAGUCCCUACAGGACUAUAGGGAGUUUCCAAUGGGAAAUAAAGUUCCAGGCGUUCAGCCCAGUUGAGGAAUUUCUUCUCUGUAGUCAGAAUGGGCUAAUAGAUAACCCACGGUUAACUGCACUAAAGAUUGUGCCCUGUGUCAUGAAUAGCCAUAUUCAUCCCUGGUGGUUUUAAUGCUGCUACGCCAGAGCUGGGUUUGGCCCAACAUGUUUAUCCUUAAAAGGCCACUGUCAAGAUAAAAAAAAAUCAUACGUUAAUAAUACGCGAUUAGUAAAACCGCAAAGCUGUCUGAAAAUCACUUUCCUCCAUUAAUGCUCUUUAUUUACUGCUUGCACUUCACUCCCCGGGGGAACGAAACUGGACUGUCCACAGGCAGGCUCGCGUUCCCAUUUGCACAAUGCUGUUGAGUUUGAGUUUCCACCAUGCAAGGCCAUGUUGAGCUACAAAAAAUAAACCACUUUCACUGGAAUUUCUUCUAUAAACCAUUAUUCAGACCUUUACCUUCAUAGUAGGUUUUGUGAAAUUGUGUUUUUAAAAAUAAUUGUAAACAGUGGGCCUCCACCAUGUGAGCGCCGCUUUUAAAAUGUCUAAUAAUUGAGCUCUUGAGACUUUUGAGAGGAAAUAAACUUACAAUUAGCAGCCUCCAGGAAUGGAGGCUAACAGAUCUGGUUAGCCCGGAGAAUGGCUAAUAUAAUUUUGCCUGCAGGAUCUAGCUAAAAUGCAGGUGCCAUGGGAGCCUCUAAAAAUACAGAGGCAAAUGGGAUUAUUUUAAAUAUAUUUUAUAUUUGUUGUUCUUCAGUGUAAUCAACCAUUGUUUGAAACAGCCCUACUGCCUCUAUAACUCUCCCAGUUUGGCUUUUGUAAAGUUCUGCACAAGACCAUUAUUAGUGUCUCCAAACUCAAAGCCCUGCUGCCCUCAUGACACUACUGAACAGAAAGUUCUCACACAGCAUGGAAAUAAAUUCUAACCCGCCUAGAGAAUUAAGAGCAGUGCCUGGCAAAGAUUAAAAAACAGUAACAUCAUCCUGUACUAAUGGAAAGGAUGCUUCAGGCAGCUAUUUCUGAUUGAAUCAUUGGUGACUCUAGUAACUAGAGAUAACUCCCAACCAAUAUGCUGGACCUGAACUCCUCCCCCACCCCCAGCACACACAAACCUUGUUGACGUUCCAGCUGGCUCUGAGCUCUGUAGCUUGGGCCCAUCUCUAAUAGGAACCUGAUUUUUAGAACCUGAUCCCUCCUUUCAUUGAAGUCAAGGGCAAAAUUCCCAUAUUGCUAGGAUCAGCUGUUUGUUCCUCUUUGCUUUUGCACCCUUGUCAGCAUCUGGAGAAGCAGCCGAGCUCAUGUGCACAGAUCUCUUGGCAAGACGGUUUAACAGCAGUUAAGAGAAAGAGAGAGAACUUGAAAAGCCAGUGUUAUUUCCCAUGGUCUGGAUGAGCCCCACCCCUGUCUGUUGUUUGAUACCAGCUCCACAUUGUCUCCACGUGUUGGAGCAGGCAGUGGUGUGAUAGAACUUCAUCUGCUCACUGCUGAAGGUCCCACCAGGAGCGUGUUAAAGAUGGCAACACGUCUAUUAUUUCAUUUGCAGCCGACUCCUUACUGGAGACUGGCAGUGUCUUGACUUGAUGGGACAUUUACAGCCGUUCACAUCCUUGGUUUUCUAUUAAAUGCCUUUUUCUCAAGUGAGCCCUGAUGCAAGUUGGGACUGGUGCAUUUUACAUGAACGCCGACUCAAGUUCCUGCAGAGGUGAGGAGGAGCUAUUUCCUAAACUCGUCAAUGUCCAUGUCAGAGUUCAGAAUUUUUUAAGCAGCAGCAUAGGAACAGGGUUAAAUUUUGGAUGCUCAUCAAGUCUCCUCCCCCCUGCAUCCCCGGUUCAGUUCUCCUUUCCAUAGGCUGUUUGGUCAAUGUGUUCUGCAGCAUUACGCUGUUUCAUGCACAUAAGGUGGCUUUAGAGGGAGAUUUCCUUGCUGGAGCAGACACCAAUAAAGAGCUGUAUGAGGUCAGUAAUUUUCUGCCUCCCGGCCAGCUCCCACCUGUUACUGUUACACAGUUCUACACCUCCACUUACGACAUGCCUCAGGCACCCUGCAAAUGACAGUGUUGUCACAAAUUUAACAUGAUGAUGUCACCCGUGCCCAGAGCCCAAAGCCCCCAUAACACUUGUGAUAUUUGGAGCUGACCAUUGUGUCUUGCAGAUCAAACAGGUGCCGAAUGGCUGCGAGAGAGAGAGAGAGAGAGCGAGCAAAGCUUCCUAGAAACACAAAUUGCUUUGGGGAAUGCUACUCACCUUGUACACCUUACAAUGCCUGUGUCUGCUAAGCUGCUCAGAAGCAUUUCUCCCAGUAAGAGAAGUCCCUCUUUAAAAGCCUCCCAGCCUCGCUAAUUGUCCAGGACGGUGAGAAGCAAAAACUACUCAAUUAGGACUUGAUCCAGCAGCAAUUGAAGUCAAUGGCAAAGCUCUAGUCGCCCUCAGUAGUGCCGGCCAGGGCCCUUAAGUGCUGUUAAAACAGAGGCACUGAGUCCAAUAGCCCAACUGCCCGUUUCAGUGGUGGUUCAUUUCUAAUAUUUAAAGUUUUAUUUUUUUUUAGAAGGAGAAUGCAAGGAACUUUGCUUGGAUGUCAUCGUUCUGCACAACUGCAUCAUGUUAUCCCUAGUCAGCAGGGGAAACCAAGCAAAACUACCAUCCCACUUUAUAUCAAGAGUUUAGAAAGGGUUAAUCAAUGAUUAAUAAUGUUUUACUGAAAGGUCAAAUCAUUGUUAGACAGGUCACUAGGUUACUAUUACCAUGGCUUACAAGCAUCUAAAACACAGACUGUCCUCACCGUAAUCAUUUAUUAACCCUUUAUAAGCUGAUUAGAAAUGCACCUGCUAUCAAGUGUGACCAAACAGCUAAUGCUGUGACAGAGGUGUGUUCACACUGUGCAUGGAGGCGAUCACUAGAAGUACUGGUCUGCUACCAAAUUUCCUGUCCUAGUUCUUUAACG